Rhinolophus ferrumequinum (greater horseshoe bat) is the source of this 2017-nucleotide messenger RNA. It is a transcript of the gene SMNDC1, whose product is annotated as survival motor neuron domain containing 1. The record is from RefSeq and is a predicted model, not a curated record. The transcript has 6 exons. Lineage: Eukaryota; Metazoa; Chordata; Mammalia; Chiroptera; Rhinolophidae. The coding region runs from base 206 to 922 and encodes 238 amino acids. Gene Ontology annotation, cellular component: cytoplasm; nucleus; precatalytic spliceosome. Gene Ontology annotation, molecular function: RNA binding. Gene Ontology annotation, biological process: regulation of alternative mRNA splicing, via spliceosome; mRNA processing.
UUCACCUCCUCUGUCUUUUCCUCCUUCCAGUGCCCGGCUUUCCUCCCCUCCCCCUCCCCGCCGACCGAGUUCUUCCUUUUCAGACCGAGUCGCCUUGUUGUCGCUGCGGAGAUUUUUCUGCUACUGCUCCCGCUGUUGCCUCUGCCACGCCUGGGCUCAUUUGCCCUGAGCCCUUCCCGCCGCCCCGCCCCCAACCCCACGCAAGAUGUCAGAGGAUCUAGCAAAACAGCUAGCAAGCUACAAAGCUCAACUCCAGCAAGUUGAAGCUGCAUUGUCUGGAAAUGGAGAAAAUGAAGAUUUGCUAAAGUUAAAGAAAGAUUUACAAGAAGUUAUAGAACUAACCAAAGACCUUCUGUCAACUCAGCCUUCUGAAACUCUUGCAAGUUCAGACAGUUUUGCUUCUACUCAGCCCACUCAUUCAUGGAAAGUAGGAGACAAGUGUAUGGCAAUCUGGAGUGAAGAUGGACAGUGUUACGAAGCGGAGAUUGAGGAGAUAGAUGAAGAAAACGGCACCGCUGCAAUCACCUUUGCUGGCUAUGGCAAUGCUGAAGUGACUCCACUGUUGAACCUCAAGCCUGUAGAAGAAGGAAGGAAGGCAAAGGAGGACAGUGGCAACAAGCCCAUGUCAAAAAAAGAAAUGAUUGCCCAGCAGCGUGAAUAUAAAAAGAAGAAAGCUUUGAAAAAAGCACAGAGAAUAAAAGAACUUGAGCAGGAGAGAGAGGACCAGAAGGUGAAAUGGCAGCAGUUCAACAACAGAGCCUAUUCUAAAAACAAAAAAGGCCAGGUAAAGAGGAGUAUUUUUGCUUCACCUGAGAGUGUAACUGGCAAAGUUGGAGUAGGAACUUGUGGGAUUGCUGAUAAACCUAUGACACAGUAUCAAGAUACCUCUAAAUACAAUGUUAGGCAUUUGAUGCCUCAAUAAUCAGAAAAACUGUUGGAUUUCAUCUCCGCAGGGCUUUACAUUUACCUUUUUAUCCUUAUAUUUUUCUAAAGGUAAAUUAUUUGUUAGAUGAGUAAGGAAGAUACCAUUGUCGUCAUUGUUUGACUUCAAUAGAAUGAAACUUGAAAUUGCAUUUGUUAACUGCUAUUCAUUUACCUUUCAUUACUACCACCACAGUUUCCUCAAAGUUUGUUGGAUAAAGCAACUUUUCUAGAUAGAUGCUGCUUAAAUAAAGCACUUAGAUGAAUUCUUGAUCUUCCUACUAUUAGGCUCCCACUUAAUGGAUGGCAUAUACUUUUUGUAAACUCCUAACCUGGAACUUUCAGAACCUUUGAACUUGCCACAUAUUCUAAGCAAUUCACUGGAACAUCAAGGCAAAACACCAAACUGUUGCAGAGGUCUUUUUUUAAUUCAGCUGUUGUCAAUUAAGCCUAAAAAUAGGUUAAUUUCUAAAUGGCAAAGUUUGUUUUGAGGUUUUUCCUUCAAUAAUUUGUUUCCUAAGCCUAUUAGGCCAUUUCUAACAUUGACCCACCUCUUACUCUUUUCAUUGAGUUUUAGUUUUAUUAAGAAACCAUGUUUAGGACCAGCUACCUUUUCUAUUUUUUUUUUUUUUUUUUGGUAUGUUUGCUUUUUUCUUGUGUUAAUUUUUCACUUACGGUAGUGGUACCAUUUUUUGGAUGUGUAAUGUUUAUAUGAGAAAACAAAAAGCUGAUGUAUAGCCCUGUAUACAGUGUAGAUACUAUUUUUGUAAAAAAAAAAAAAAAAAAGGCUAAAUUAAUGAACAAGAGUACUGAAUGUUUCAUCAUUAAAAAUUUACUGUAUUUCUUGUGCAUUAAUCUGACCAUAAUUUCCCUGUAUAUUAUGUUCAUGUAGCUGAGUUUGUAAUUUUUGUUAACUAGAUCAAGUUGUCAGCAUUUGCUGGUGUAUGUGAACAUCACAGUUAACCUGAGUUAAAUUUAAGCCAAAUAUAUGCAUAGAAAAGAUCUUCCUAUUAAUGGAAGACAGUGAUUUUUAGGAUGUGUUAAUUUCAGUUUUUGUAUGUUUAACUUUUAUUAAAUAAAGUGUUUUUAAAAUCUC